This is a messenger RNA of Gymnodraco acuticeps, 4524 nucleotides long. RefSeq names its product ITPR interacting domain containing 1 (gene itprid1). The record is from RefSeq and is a predicted model, not a curated record. Bases 347 to 4192 code for a protein of 1281 amino acids. Lineage: Eukaryota; Metazoa; Chordata; Actinopteri; Perciformes; Bathydraconidae. The transcript is spliced from 16 exons. Gene Ontology annotation, molecular function: signaling receptor binding.
GCAGAUAAAAGUGGAGCAGGAAGGCAUCAACAAGUCAGCCAGGAUGUAAUAUUUCCUUGUAGGGCUGAGAAGUCUGACCAACUCAUUUGCAUGUCCCUCCUUUGCUCCGGCAUGUUUACCAUGCGGGACAGGAGCUGAAUGAGAGCUGCAUUUCUCUGCCUGGGAGUUCAGCUCUGCAUCUCCACAAAGCCUCCUCUCUGCUGGGAACAACUCCACUGCUGCUGCUGCUGCUGCUCGGGACUAUGUGAAACCAGGAGAUAUACCUCCAUUUCCACAGGUGUCCAUGCUUCUCUGGUGUGUUUUUGUGCACCUUCUGCUUAUUAUUUGAGGAGCUGUUGAUACUUCCAUGGCGUCUGAAGGAGCUCUGGCCAAGAGGAGCAACCUGGCUGCUUCCAGAGUCCACUGGAGCAACAUUGACCUCCCUGAGUUCACCCCGGACCAGGACCAGGACCAUCACGGAAAUUCGAGCCAGGACAGUGUCAGGAAAUGGCUCACCACCACAGAGGAAGAUGCAAAGCAUGAGCCACUGCAGGAAGCUGCAGAGCCUCUGAAGAGGAGCGCCAGCAGUGACGAUGACCUGGCCUUGGGGCUAGAAGCGUCUCUAUAUGGUAGCCGGGGGGCGAGGACGGUCCAGGAGUUUCUGUGGAGGAGCCGGUCAAGUCCUUUCCUCAGCCGGUGGAACAGCAUCAACUCAACAAUCUCAGCUCACUCCGGAGCACUCAGUGUGAUGGACAUCCUGAACCUGUGGAACGACGACCCGGAGGAGGUUCUGCUGGAGAUGGGCUUUGGCUGCGACGAGCCUGACCUCUCCGGACGCAUCCCGGCUCGAUUCAUCAACUACCAGUCUCAGGCCAAAGGGAUAAACCUGCAGGUGUUUCUGGAGGCCCAGCAGAACCGGCUGGACCUGGAGAACCCAGACGUCAGCAAUCGCUUCAGACAGCUCGAGGUUCUCCAGCAGGUGACCACAGCGUUCUCCUCCCUGGUGGGGCCUUCCUCCCCCCUCAGAGAACCCCUGGGGAAAGCUCUGACUCCUGAGGCCCGGGAGAAGAGGCGGCACGUGGGCAUGCUGUUCAGGCGAGCAUCAAAGAAGUCACUCAGCCAAAUCCACAACCAGAAGUCUCAGGACCUAACCACACCGGCUGCUGAUCCACCUGAAGCUAUGCAACCUCCAUCCAGCCUUGGAGACAAGAAAUCUGUCUUAAAAAGAGCCAAACCUGGACUCCUGGAGACCGUGUUUCUGAGUCCUCUGGCAGAGGAACAAGGACCCGGUCCGGACCCAAAUAUGGCUGCUUUCACAGUCCAGGGGGGAACCCUCAGACACGGGCCCCUGACAGAAGGUCAACCCAGACCCCCAGCCAAAGUUUUACUGAGGAAGAGGAGCACAGGACCGGCCAGGGAAUCAUUUGAAAUGGAAGAGAUCCACAGUUUUGAUGAAAGUAGUGUGACAGGGAGCUGCACAGGAGGAGCAGAACAUUUAGCGCAGAGUUUCAUGCGGUCCACCAGCUGCCAGUCAGACAGCAGUGGGUUUUUAGAGGAGCCCAUCAUCCCCCCCCUCAGUCAGCAGGCAGCACCGGGACAAGAUCUCCUCAAGGCUUUGUCAGGCUUGCUGGGAGGAAGCACCGACAGCCAGAUCAGUGAGAAUCCAGACUCCACCUCUCCAACUUCCCCUCAUACCGCUUCAUCUCUGCCACUCUCGUCAUCUCCAACCUCUUCUGGUGCGGACAAGUCUCUCCUUUCACCAGAGCCUUCGUUAGUUUUCCCCCAUUCCCCAUCUCCCGUUUUAUCGCGUCUCCUGGAAUCCAACCUGCAGAGUUUACAGACCCCACGUGAUCAGGAUCAGUCUGCUUCGCUGCCUGCCUCUUUAACUCCAGAUUCAGAGGAGAUUAAAACUGAGGACCAGGAUGCUCCACACCCCCACCUCUCUGGUCCAUCCCAUGACUCUGAGAGCACAACGUGCCUGAGUGACCCUCCUCCUCCUGCCUCAUCUCCCUCUCCAAAUUUGGCUUGUUUGUUUUCUGCGCCGAUUGCCACGCAGUCUGACUCCUCCUCUGGGAACAGAGAGUCAAAACGGGCUGAGUUGGCUUCACGUGGGAAUUCCCUCUCUGAUUCCUCACCAUCCUCACAUCCCUUUUCAACUCCUGAUCGUAGUUGUCCACCCUCUCCUGAAUUUCAACCGGAAGUAAAGUCCCUUUCCUCAGACGAAAUAAGCCUCUCUUAUCCACUAAAGGAAGAGGACACCAUCAAUCCCUCAGCUCCUGUCCUGGACUCCUCUGAGUCUGAGGAGGUUUGUCCCACACCGCCUUCUCCUAAACCUUCCAGUCCGGUUUGUCAAUUCUCAUCACAAUGCCAGGAUGGUGAGGUAGAUCGAGCUGUUGAAAGAAUUCCAGGCCUUUCAGAGCACUCCCAACAGGUCAAAGCAAGUCAUGAUGAUAACUUACAUCCAGCCCCUCCUGUCCAAGAUGUCUUCCAGAGGAAUCACCUCCCGUUAGGCUUUGAGGAUACCCAUCGGACGGGGGGGCAGGGAGGGGAGGAGGGCGCUGACACUGUGCAGACUCCAGAGGUUUACAUCCCAGACAGCUCUGCAGGCCUGUCAGCAAGUUCAAGAUUAGUCUGUGAGGAAGUAUGUAACCAAACAGAAAUAGAUCCGCAGCUCCAGUCAUGGAGUUUGCAAGAGGAGCUUUCAGCUGGAAGCAAACCGGAAGAGAGUCAAAGGGGAUCAGACAGAGAAUCACUCACUUCAGUUUUACGUGAUGAUGUGCCAGAAGCGCACAGCAGACCUGAAGUGGAACCAAAGGGUCUGAUAAAGGUCCAGAGCUUGGACCUGGUGUUUCAAACCUCAGUGGACGGCUCUGGAAGUGAAAGUGAAGAUAUGGAGGCGUUUCUUGAGCGGCUUGAUAAUGAAGGGCGAGUCUAUUGGGCGGAACCGAUCCAGGUUUCCAAUCCGACUCCUGAAGCAGGCAGCUUUGAAACCCCUGACGAAUCUCCUGGGAAUACAAAUGCAGCUUUUUCAUCCACAGGCAGAGACAUGACUUCAUCUGUGACAUCCUCAACAACAAUGGACACGAACCAGACGUCACCAAAUGCAACUUCCUCCUCAGGUUCACCCUCCUCUUUGACGCGACCAUUAGCAUCCCCCGUCGCAUCUUCAAACCUGAAACCGUCAAGUCGCUCCGUCUCUAUCCAGAUGUCCUCAUCUCCUUCCUCUCAUAUUGUCCACAGGACGGAUGUUCCCUUCACGACUCACUCCAAACGCUCCCCUCUCCCUAGUGUCCUCCCUUUGGACACCUCCAGUCCUUUCCGCGCUGUCCAAUCAUGGACAGACCUGCACAUCCAACGACACACCCUCACCCAGAAGUUAUCACACGGGGGGGUUCAUUCUGCCCCAUAUGAAGUGACCGUAUCCACUGGAAUGAUACCAAACCCUACACCGAACUUCUCCUCGUCUCCAUAUUUGCCUAAAGAAUGGGAGUCACAUGACUAUCUCCCUAUGUUGGUGUCUGUGGAUAAAGGGCUGUGGACCGAUGAGGAGGAGGAGGUGGACAGGAAUGGAGGGGAAUAUGAGGACAAGCUUUGGGAGAGUCCUCACACUGAGACCAUCGCAUGUUGCUCCUCCUGCGACCAGCAGUGUACCUGCAGGCACGGAGAGCAACGGGGGGAUAUUCCUUACUCUCUGGAUGAGUUGGAGGAGAUGAUGCUGUGUCUGCAGCAGUUUCGCUCCGUGCUCAGCAACAUGGAAGAGCAGCUCUCUGAGGACCAGGCUGCCGUUUACAGUGCUCUCUCCGACCAGGACAGGGUGAAGGUUCAGGACAUAGAGGAGCUGAGGCGGGCGGUGCAGCAGGAGGCGGAGGAGCUGGAGCUGCAGCUGAAUGAACUCGCCCAUCACUACGAUGACAGCUUGAAAAUGAAGAUGCACAGGCUGUUGGAUGAGCAGUCUCUGCUCUGCUCUCAGCUCAGCGUCCUACCUGGAGCGGGACCCCCCUCCUCGAGCCCGCCUCCCCCCGGCAGGACGGUAGCCACUCAGUGCUGCAUGCGGCUCGGGACCCCCCCCGCAGCGGAGGAGACCCUCAGACAGUCCCCCCCUGGAUCAAAGUGCCUCUGUGAGGGCCUGGACAUGAAGCUGGACAUGAUGGGCUUCCUGCAGAGAUUGAAGGAGUCUCUGCGUCAUUCUGUGAACACAGACUCCUUGGAGUAAAAGGUGUCAGUGGUGCUGCCUGAGAACCAGGGGGGCCUGAAGUCUUCCAUUCACUGAAGAAUAUUUUUUCAGAUAUACGACUUUUGUAAUAAUUGUUCAUAUUUGCCUCUAGAAACACUACGAGCUGCAUGAGAAGCAAACGUUGUUGUUAAGGAAAAAUGUGUAAUAAAAGAAAAGCAAUAACGGCAUAGGAUAGGCUGUUUAAACAUAAAAACAUGUUUUAAAUAUAUAUAUUUAUAUAAAUGUAAGUAUUUAAUACACAUGAGGCCUCUGCUCAGAAAGCACAAAGCUUCGUAUGAAUAAUACCACUACAAUAAACCGUAGAACAGUGA